Molecule: messenger RNA, 1344 nt
Organism: Fusarium keratoplasticum
Lineage: Eukaryota; Fungi; Ascomycota; Sordariomycetes; Hypocreales; Nectriaceae
Exons: 4
Coding region: 1-1344 (447 amino acids)
Molecular function (GO): catalytic activity
Source: RefSeq, a predicted model, not a curated record
AUGUCACCCUCCAAGACAGCAGAGCCGUGGCGGUUGACAGCCUCCGAGGCCCUCUCCAAAAUCCAGGCUGAUGAGCUUUCGGUCCAAGACUACGCCAGGUCUCUGCUCGAGAGGAUCAAGGCUCGGGACGAUCAAGUACAGGCCUGGGCACAUCUCGACGAACAUCUGGUGAUCGAGCAAGCAAAGGCUCUGGACGAGGUACCAAAAAAGAGCCGAGGUCCCCUUCAUGGACUGCCUAUUGCGGUCAAGGAUGUCAUCUACACCAAGGACAUGCCCACCCAACACAACUCGUCCCUAUACGAAGGAAGCUUUCCCGAGGUUGAUGCCGCCUCAGUCCGCACCCUUCGUCAUGCAGGCGCUCUCAUCUUUGGCAAGACGACAACCGCCCAGUUCGCUGCCGUCCACGUCGGUCCCAAGACCCGCAACCCCCACGAUCCUCUCCGCACCCCCGGCGGAUCGUCUACGGGCUCCGGCGCCGUCGUCGCCGACUUCCAGGCUCCCCUCGCCCUAGGUACCCAGACCGGCGGCUCCAUGAUCCGGCCUGCCUCGUUCAACGGCACCUACGGGUUCAAGCCCACGUGGAACUCGGUCUCCCGCGAGGGGUCCAAGAUCUACUCCCUGACCUUUGACACACUGGGGUGGUUUGCUCGGUGUGUCGAUGACCUUGCGCUCUUGGCUGAUGUUUUCGGCAUCCAGGAUGACAAGACAGAGGAGCAUGCAACCGUGUUCGAAGGCGUCAAAGGUGCGCGUUUCGCCAUUUGCAAGACAGUCGUGUGGCCCUUUGCCGGCCCUGGCACCCAAGAAGCCUUGUCCAAAGCUGCCGCCCUUCUUGAGGCCCACGGCGCCAUCGUCGAAGAGGUCGAACUUCCGCCAGAAUUCGACAACCUCCCAGAAUGGCAUCGCGUGGUCCUUCACUGCGAAGGCGGCACCGCAUUCUUGCCGGAGUACCGUGUCGGGAAGGAUCACAUCAACCAGGUUCUUGUUGACCAUGUCGAGAACAUCAAUGGGUUCACCCGCAAGGAGCACCUGGAGGCGUUUGACGGCAUGGCCGCCCUCCGGCCCAAGUUUGAUGAGAUAGCUGGACGGUACGCAGCCGUCAUCACCCCGAGCGUGCCCGAUGAGGCACCUGUUGGUCUCGAAAGCACGGGGAGUCACAUCUUUUGCUGUAUUUGGAGUGCCCUGCACACGCCCGUGCUCAACGUCCCCGGCUUCAAGGGCGCCCACGACAUGCCUAUCGGGGUGUCCCUGGUAGCGCCACGAUAUCGUGAUCGUCAUCUUCUCAACGUCGGCAAAGCGGUCGGUGAAAUCUUUGAGGCUGAAGGCGGAUGGGAGACCAAGUUGUAA